Molecule: messenger RNA, 9374 nt
Organism: Diceros bicornis minor
Lineage: Eukaryota; Metazoa; Chordata; Mammalia; Perissodactyla; Rhinocerotidae
Gene: SLC25A40
Product: solute carrier family 25 member 40
Exons: 13
Coding region: 333-1385 (350 amino acids)
Biological process (GO): mitochondrial transmembrane transport
Source: RefSeq, a predicted model, not a curated record
CACGCGCCGCGUCUCCGCCCUCGCCCUUCUCCCAUUGCGAUGCCCUCCGUUCCUGAAAUCGGCGCUUCCCGCCCGUCGCUUAGCUUCUGUUCGCUGCGGUGAAGAGCCCUUGUGGCUCCGUGUUGACCAAAGGUAGUGGUCGCAGUUAGCGCCGGAGGCCGGCCUAGUCCUCCACUAUGGUCGUUCCGGUCUUCUAGGGUUGCCGGGACCGCCUGCCCUCCAGCCGUCUCCUCCACCAGAUUUUCAGCUACUGAUGUUACGAACAGUAAAAUAUUGGAGCAUAGAAUUGAGGAAAAGACUUAAACCAGAUUUUUCUUCUGUUAGUUAACAAGAUGGAUCCUGAAGCAGGGGGAUCACAGAUUAUCAAAGUGACACCUCUUCAACAAAUGCUUGCCUCUGGUACUGGAGCUGUACUGACAUCACUAAUGGUGACACCCCUUGAUGUUGUUAAAAUUCGACUUCAAGCCCAAAACAACCCAUUUUACAAAGGAAAAUGUUUUCUAUAUAGUAAUGGACUUAUGGAUCAUCUAUGUGUCUGUGAAGAGGAAGGCAACAAAGCGUGGUAUAAGAAGCCAGGACGUUUCCAGGGAACAUUGGAUGCCUUUUUGAAAAUCGUUCGAAAUGAGGGCAUUAAAUCCCUGUGGAGUGGCCUUCCUCCUACCUUAGUGAUGGCAGUUCCUGCCACAGUUAUUUAUUUUACCUGCUACGAUCAAUUAACUGCUCUUCUGAAAUCUAAGUUAGGAGAAAAUAAAAGCUGCAUACCAAUUGUUGCUGGAAUUGUGGCCAGAGUUGGUGCAGUAACUGUGAUAAGUCCAUUAGAAUUGAUUAGAACCAAGAUGCAAUCUAAGAAGUUUUCUUACGAGGAACUGCAUCAAUUUGUCAGCAAGAAAGUGUCUGAAGAUGGUUGGAUUUCCCUUUGGAGGGGCUGGGCUCCUACUGUUCUUAGAGAUGUACCAUUCUCAGCAAUGUACUGGUAUAACUAUGAAGUUUUAAAGAAAUGGUUUUGUGCAAAAUCUGGUUUAUAUGAACCAUCAUUUAUGAUCAACUUCACUUCAGGGGCAUUGUCUGGUUCUUUUGCAGCUAUUGCAACUUUGCCAUUUGAUGUGGUAAAAACACAGAAGCAGACACAACUUUGGAUACACGAAAGUCAUAAAAUACUCUGUGGGCUAAACCAGCUGCCUAGAAUCACUGUGUACGAUGAAGUUUCUGUGCCUUUGCAUAUGUCAACCUGGGCUAUAAUGAAGAAGAUUGUUGCUAAGAGUGGAUUUUCUGGAUUAUUUACAGGUUUGAAAUUAUCCAAAACAAAAGGUAGAGUGGGGGAAGAAGAUAAGGUACACGAAGUCCUCAGUGGUGCCCCAAGGAAACAAACCCUACAGCAAAGCUAAGUAGGGCAUAAAAGCACUGGGGGAUCUACCUAUAGAAGCCAGCCUUCAAAGAUGCACGGCCAACCUCUGAAAAUAUUAAUGAUAUGGAACCUGCAGGGCAGUGUGGUGCCCUCAAGGAAGCCAAAAGAGGCGUCAUUCCAAGCAUUCAUUUAAAAACAUAUGGGGAAAAUGGUGCAGAAGGAUCCAAAAUGGUUAUGUUCAUUGGGAUUGCAGCUAUGCGACUAUGCUUAUAAAAGGAAAUAAGCAAAACUGUGUUACAGUAGAGAAUGACAGGUGAUUAUUCCAAAAUGUUCUUGAAUAUUGUUGCAAUGUCAACAGUAGCUAAUACAUAUAUAUAUAUGCAUAUAAAUAAACACAUGCAAAAUUACCUCAAUGGAUUAAAAGUAACCAGUAUCUUAGAAUUCGAGUUAAUGAUAUUUUAAAAGCAAUUUAUCCACAUGAGGGGAAGGAACUUGUCAAGGUUAACAAAACUUUCUAGCCCAGAUGACUGGGAGAGUGAUAGUUCCUAUCAGAAACAAGUUAGUCAUCAGGAGCAGAAAAGGGAUCUUUGAUUUAUAUCAAGAACGAUCAGUUUUAUAUUAAAUGUGGAGUCUGGACUCUACAAGUCUUCAGAUGGUACUGUUACAAAUAUUAUUAAGUUAGAAGUCAUUCAUUCAGCAAUUUACUGGAUGUCCUAUAUGUGCCAGGCACUGUGAUAAAAAGAUAAAUUUGAAAACCACUUCUUGCCCAUAGGGAACUUAGUAUAUGGUGGAAACAGACACAAACAGAAGAUUAUAAUCAAAUGCAGUAAGUGUAGUGAGAACAAUAAGUAAAGGGUAUUAAUGGAGGCUCAAAGAAGAAGUAUCAGAACCAAAUCAGAAGGUAUGGAUUGAGGGCAAUUAGGGGAGCUUCAGGGAGAAAGUGUCCAUUGAACUGAAUCCUAAUGGACGUGCAUACCCAAGGAGGCAGAAACCAGCGGAGGCUCUACAGAAGAACGGUAUGAACAAAGAAAGGUAUAGAGGGAAGAAUUAGCACUGAAGAUACAGGGAGCUACAAGCAAGAAAUGAGACUAGAGGAAUGGGCAAAGCCCACAGAAAACUUUAGAGUUCAUGUUAAGGAGCCUAGAAAUUACCUUGUAAUCAUAAUAAUACCUUUGUGUUGUGACUUGAAAUCAAGUCUUCUGAAUUCAGAGACUACAUUCUUGGUCAUACUCUUAUAUAGCAGGGAGCCACUGAAGCCUUUUACAUAAGGGAAUUUCAUGGUUAGUUUGUAUUUUAAAUACUUGAUGGCUCUGUGAAGCAUGAUUUUGAGGGAAAUAACAUGGCUCUAGGGAAACCAGUAAAAAGUCUACUGCAGUUGCCUGAACCAGGGUAGCAGUAGACGGGAUACAGAGAAUGGAGCACAUGUAGAAAUCUUCAGAAAGUUAAACUGGUAGGACUUGGUGAAGGCAAAAUGUUAGGUGGGGGGCCAGCCCGGUGGCUUAGCGGUUAAGCGCGCGCGCUCCGCUGCUGGCAGCCCUGGUUCGGAUCCCGGGUGCGCACCGACGCACCGCUUCUCCGGCCAUACUGAGGCCGCGUCCCACAUACAGCAACUAGAAGGAUGUGCAACUAUGGCACACAACUAUCUACUGGGGCUUUGGGGGGGGGGGGAACGGAGGAGGAUUGGCAAUAGAUGUUAGCUCAGAGCCAGUCUUCCUCAGCAAAAAGAGGAAGAUUAGCACAGAUGUUAGCUCAGGGCUGAUCUCCCUCACAAAAAAAAAAAAAAAAAAAAAAAAGUUAGGUGGGAGAAGCCACGAAUGACUCAGUAGAUUUUGAGAAUUGAUAAGUGAAUAGUGAUAUCAGCCACUCCAUAAGGAAGAGAAAUUAGGGCUGGGGAGGGAAGGGGUCAAUGAGGAAACAGAGGCAGUAAAUAUGUAUCCUAAUUUUAAGGAAUGCCUAAAGAGAUUCCUUAGCCACUAUCAUAAACACAUAGCUAUAGGGAAAAUGUUAUAUUAAGCUAUUGUGGAAGGACCAUGUUUCCUUUUUGUGAUCAAGGGUCAAGAAAAGGGGUGGUUAUCAUUUUGUGCAAUAAAAUUUCAACCUAUUGAAACCCAUGUGUGGUGUAGUUGUAGUUGGCCAAGAGGGAGUUGUGACAUAGUUGUUUUUGCAUGGGCAUGCAUGAACUUGGUCACAGGUAUUCAUAUUAUCACUUUGAGUUAUUGUGUUUAUAUGCUGCUUAAAAUGUUUUCAAAAACAUUACAGUAUAAUUGCCCUUAAAAUUAAUAGUUGUCUAUUCAUAGAAAAGCAUGAAAACAGACAGUAGACUAAAUUUCAUAUUACUGAAGCAAACAGUCAUUACAGGAAUUACUGCAAUUCAUAUUUUCUUGUAAAACAACACAAAGAGCUUGUUAAAAAAAGAAAUCUCUAAGAAAGGGAAAAGCCCUGCAAGUAGAUGAAGCUUGGUGACAUAUGCAAAAGGAUUGCUUAUCACAUGCCAAGCAUGUAACUGAAGGCAGAAGAAAUUCCUCAGAAUAGAUAAAAGAAGUUUUGAAGCAACAAGCAAUUAUUGUUAACUGAUUCAUGCAGCAUGCAGGAUUUCUGUUAAGAUGUCAAACAUAAAUUUGACAUGGAAUUCCUGUGGCCAAUGAAGAGAAGCUGUUUAACUUCCAGAAGCGAAGAAAAUGAAACUAUAAGUUAGGCAAAUAGGAAAGUGUCUGCAUAAAAUUGUGCAGGAUACUUGUUGGUAACUUGAAAUAAAAUCUCUACAACAGUGGAGUAUUGUUUUAGGAAAUGGUUCACUGUUGGCACAGAGGAUGAAAUUGUGAGAAAAGACAUAGCCACUGACAAUUUUGAUUUAAAUGAUUCAGAAAAGAUGAAUUCUGAACGUGAAGUUCUUGGCAACCGAAUUCACUUUUAUUUUCCUUUUUAUAGAUACCGAGGAGUGAAAUUAAUUUUUAAAAUCUAUGCUUACAGUCUAAAAGAAGCAAUAACAAUCAGAAAAUAAAAUUAAGAAAAUAAUUCCAUUUACAAUAGCAUCUAAAAGAAUAAAAUACUUAGGAAUAAAUUUAACCAAAGAAGUGUAAAAGUUUACACUGACAACUACAAAAUAUUGCUGAAAGAAAUUCAAGGUUGAAAUAUAAAUGGGAACACAUCCCAUCUUUCCAUGGAUUGAAGACAAUAUUCUUAAGACGGCAGUAUUUCCCAAAUUGAUCUACAGAUUCAAUGUAAUCCCCAUCAAGAUUCUAACUGCCUUUUUUCAGAAAUGACAAGUUGAUUCUAAAAUUCAUAUAGAAGUGCAAAGGACCUUGAAUAGCCAAAACAAUCUUGAAAAAGAACAAAGUUGCAGGACUCACAAGUCCUGAUUUCAAAACUUAUUACAAAGCUACAGUAAUCAAGACACUGUGGUACUGGAGUAAGGAUAAUGUGGCAAUGGCACAGACAUGUACACAAAAGGAAUAGAAUUGAGAAUCCAGAAAGAAAUCCAUAAAUGUAUGGGUAACAGAUUUCAACAAGAGUUCUAGGACUAUUCAGCGGGGGAAAGAAAGAAGAGUCUUUUCAACAAAUGAUCCAGGGACAACUGAACAUCUACAUGCAAAAGAAUGAAGUUGGACCCUCAGCUCCCACCAUAUACAAAAAAUGAACUUGAAAUGGAUUAAAGACCUAAAUGUAAGAUCUAAAACUAUAAAACUCUUAAAAUGAAACAUAGGCGUAAAUCUGCAUGACCUUGGAUUAGGCAAAAGUUUCUCAGAUAUGACACCAAAAGCACAAGCAACCAAAAGAAAAACUAGAUAAAUAGGACUUCAUCAAAAUUAAAAACUUUGUGAGUCAAAGAACACUAGCAAGAAAGUGAAAAGAUAUCCCUCAGAAUAAGAGAAAAUAUUUGCAAAUCAUAUAUCUGAUAAGAGUCUACUAUCCAGAAUAUACAUAAAGAACUAUUACAACUCAACAAUAAAAAGACAAACAAUGCAAUUUUUAGAUGGUCAAAGGAUUUGAAUAGACAUUUCUCUAAAGAUGGUACACAAAUGGCCAAUAAGCACAUGAAAAAAUGCUCAACAUUAUUACUCAUUGGGGCACUGCAAAUCAAAACCAUGAAAUUCCACUUCAUACCCACCAGGAUGGCUAUAAUAAAAAAGACAAACAAUAACAAGUGUUGGUAAGGGUGUUAAGAAAUUGAAACUCUUAAUUAUUGCUGGUGGGAUUGUAAAAUGGUAUAGUCACUUUGAAAAACAGUUUGGCAGUUCCUCAAAUGGUUAAACAUAUGAUUCAGCCAAUUCCAUUCCUAGUCAUAUACCCAAGAAAAGUUAAAAUAUAUCUUCACACACAAACUUGUACAUGAAUGUUCAUAGCAUUAUUCAUAAUAGCCCCAAAAUGGAAACUAUCCAAAUGUCUAACUGAUGAAUGGAUACACAAAUUGUGAUAUAUCCAUUCAAGGAACAUUAAUAUUUUAGACAUAAAAGGGAAUGAAGCACUGAUACAUGCUGCAAUAUGGAUGAACUGUGAAAACAUACUAGGUCAAAGAAGCUAGACAAAAAAGGCUACAUAUUGUAUGAUUUCAUUAUAUGAAUGUCCAGAAUAGACAAAUCCAAAAAGACAGAAAGUAGAUAAGUAGUUACUCAGGGAUAGGGGAGGGAGGAAUUGGGACUGACUACUAGUAGGUACAGGGCUUCUUUGCUGGGUGAUGGCAAUGUUCUGGAAUUAGAUCGUGGUGAUGAUUGCACUACAUUAUGAAUAUUCUAUGUUUUUUUGUUUUUGUGAGGAAGAUCAGCCCUGAUCUAACAUCCAUGCCAAUCCUCCUCUUUUUGCUGAGGAAGACUGGCCCCGGGCGAACAUCUGUGCCCAUCUUCCUUCACUUUAUGUGGGACGCCGCCACACCAUGGCCUGACAAGCGGUGCCUUGGUGCACACGCCAGGGAUCCGAACCUGGGCCACCAGCAGCGGAGCCCGUGCACUUAACCGCUAUGCCACCGGGCUGGCCCCUACAUUGUGAAUAUACUAAACACCACUGAAUAGUACAUUUUAAAAUGGUGAAUUUUAUGUUAUGUGAAUUAAAAGUUUUUUAGAAUUCUAAAGGAUCUUUCCAGAUAAAUAUUAAAAAUGCUAAGAGAUAUAGAAACAAUGUGAAAUAGUUUAAUUGUUGGCAUUUUAUUUUUCUUUUCUUUUUUGGUGGUUCAUAAAAUAAUAGUGUUUAAAACCCAAGGCAUCUUAGAUUUGAUGAAAUGUGGUAGCUACUAGUAAUUACUAGCAUGACAUCUGUCAUAUGAUAGGCUUUAUAAAUGCUUUUUGAAAAAAAAUGACAACUUCUCGCCCUUUUCUAAACAAUUACAGUGCAUUUUAACUUCUGAAAUUUUCUUUUAUUUUAAUAAUCAUUAGAAGGAAUGUAGAAUAGCUUUUUGUUUUAUACCGUUUUACUAUAUUAUUCAUUAAAAUAAGUCCUUGAGGAAUGUAAGUUAUGGGACUAUAUAAAGGCAUAAAAGCCUUUUCUGCUUGAACCAAGUUUUAGAAUACAAGCAUAUAUUUCUAUUUUUCAAGUCAUAAGUAACAAAUCUCUAUUUCUUAAGACUCGUCAUAUGGAGAUGUUAAUGAAAAUAUUUUUUAACUAAAAAUGCAUAAAAUAUGUAAAAGUAACAAUCAUUUACAGUUCAACCACUAAAAUGAGCCACUUUUAACAUCCUGACGUAUCUGGCUUCCAGUGUUCGUUUUUAGAGGGGAAAAAAAAUCUAUUAUGUUUGUAAAAAGUGACAUAUUCAUUAUAAAAAUUUAAUCAAUGCAGUAAAGCAUGUAAUAAAUUUUAAAGAAAUUACCAUCCAGCUUACAUUCUGACAGAAAAAUAGAUAGAAAUAAUAAUAUAAAAACUGGGAUGAUAUAAUUAAUGUCUUUUAAUAAAAAGUUUUCAUUUUAUUUUUACUGGGAUUCAAUAUAACAAAAGGCCAGUAAAUGAAAUGCUGAACUUUCAGUAAAACUUUUUUCUUCGAGUUAAUAUUUUUUAAAGGAUUACUCUAUGUUUAGAGAACAUGAAAAACAUUUAUAAUUUUACCCAAGUUUGAGUGCUUUUUAAUGACAAACAUCAAUUUUAGAAUUAUCUAUUAAACUCUCAAAACUCAAUAGUAAAAAAGAUAAGUAAUCCAAUUAAAGAACAGGUAAAAGACAUGAAGAGAUAUUUCACCAGAGGAUAUAGAUGGCAAAUAAGCACAUUAAAAAAUCUUGAACAUCAUUUGCCAUCAGGGAAAUGCAAAUUAAAACCAUAAAGAGGCAUCUCUACAUACCUAUCACAAUGGCUAAAAUAAAAAACAGUGACACCACCAAACGUUGGCAAGGAUGUGGAGAAACUGGAUCACUCAGACAUUGCUGAUGGGAAAGCAAAAUGGUACAGUCACUCUGAAAAACAGUUUGGCAGUUUCUUAAAAACCUAAACAUGGAACUACCAUACAACCUAGCAACUGUACUCCUAGGUAUUUAUCUCAGAGAAAUGAAGACUGAGGUUCACACAAAAACCUGUAAAUGAAUGUUCAUACCAGCUUAGUCUAUUCGGGCUGCUAUAUAACCAAUACCAUAAACUGGGUGGCUUAUAAACAACAGAAAUUCAUUUCUCACAGUUCUGGAGACUGGAAACCCCAAGAUCAAGGUGCUCGCAGAUUUGGUGUCUGGUGAUGGCCCAUUUCCUGGUUCGUAGACAGAAGUCUUCUCAUUGUGUCCUAACAUGACUGAAGGGGCAAGGGAGCUCUCUGGUGUCUCUUUUUAAGGGCACUAACCCCAUUCGUGAUGGCUCCACCCUCAUCACCUAAUCUUCUCCCAAAGCCCACAUCCUUAUACUGUCACACUAGAGAUUAGGUUUCAACAUAUGAAUAUGGGGGGACAUAAAUAUUCAGUCUAUAGUAGCAGCUUUACAGCCCCCAAAUGGAAACAACCCAAAUGUCCUUCAAUGAGUCGUUUAAAAACUAAACAAAAACAAAAAUGACAGUACAUCCAUACCAUAAAAUAUUCUUAGCAAUAAAAAGGAAUGAACUAUUGAUACAUAUAAUAACUUGGAUAGAUCUCAGGGAAAUUAUGCUGAGUGAAAAAAGCCUGUCCCAACAGUCUAUCUAGUGUCUGGUUUAUACAGUACUCUUCAUAAUUUAAAUAGUAUUCUUCAUAAUUUCAUGACAAACUUAUAGUAAUGGAGUACAGAUUAGUGUUUGCCAUAAGGAAGGGACACAGCUAGGGCAAAGCUGGGAAGGAGGUGGAUAUGGUUACAAAAGGGCAGCAACAAGGGAUCCUUGUGGUGAUGGAACUGUUCUGUAUCUUGACUGUGGUGCUGUAUACACGAACCUACACGUGUGAUAAAAUUGCACAGAACUAAAAACACACUAAUGAGUAUAUGUAUAUCUGAAUGAAAUCAGUGGAUUGUGUUGUCAAUUUCAUGGAUGUGAUAUUGUACUAGUUUUGUAAGAUGUUACCACUAGGGCAAACUGGAUCAGUAAAGAGUGCAUGGAUCUUUCUAUUAUUUAUUAAAACUGCAUGUAAAUAUGUAAUUAACUCAAAAUAAAAAGUUAAAUUUUAAAAAGAGUAUAGCUAGAGAAAUUCCCUAAAAUGUGGUAAGCAUUUAGGGAAAAAUGCAGAAUGUGAAUGAAUACUAAGUGAGCAGAAUAACCUGCUGCAUAUAUAGUUUUGUACUGCUUAAGUAUAUCUUCAGAGUAAAUUUCUAGAUAUGUGAUUGCUGGAUUAAAAAAUAAAAGCACAGGUAGGACUGUGUUAACUUUACAUUAAUUUAGGGAAAACUCAAAGUAUUUCUCUCCAUUUGCUUGAGUCUACUUUUGUGUCUCAAGAAUUGUUUGUAGCUUUCCUCAUUUAGGAAUAAAUUUAACAAGAAAUGUGCAAAGUCUAAAUAUUUUAUUAUCUCUGUUGCUAUUUAAAUUGUUUUUUCCCCCCUCCCAAUAGAGUCUCUCACUGGUUAUUGUUUGUACAUGUGAAGGCUACUGAUUUCUGUAUGAUAAUUUUAUAUCCUGCUACUUUGCAGGACUGCUUUUAUUGUCUAAGUAUUAUUAUUUCUCUGUGUU